Molecule: messenger RNA, 993 nt
Organism: Symbiodinium sp. CCMP2456
Lineage: Eukaryota; Dinophyceae; Suessiales; Symbiodiniaceae
Source: the annotation of a GenBank genome assembly
AUGGAUACUGCACCGACUCUGCCGAAGGUUGGCUUGCAUGGGCUCUUGCCCUCCACGCUGUGCCCCCGGCGUGUGAUCCGGCCAGAGGCCUACGGCCGUGGCUGGCGGCAGCUGGCUUGGUGUCGCCCCAUCCAGUGCCAGGACGGUUGCUACCGGCAGCUUGAUGCGACCGAGACCCAGCGAAGCUCUCAACAUCACGCUGAGGACUCCGCCAGCAAAGACGCCAAGGUCUUGAGCACGACCAGGUACAUUCCCUACCUGGCCAGGGCGAAGCAGCUGCUCAUCAGUUCCACGCGAUACAUCGCUUACUCGAGUGACGUCGGGGAGUCCCUCCGACCAGUCCUGAAGCGAUGGCAGGUCAAUCUCAGCUAUGGCAUCGCCGGGGCCUACGUGCUUGGUGAGACAGCUGUGGCAGGAUACCGCAAAAAAGAGCAAGACUGCAACAACAAGGUGGUGGCUGCAGCUUGUGCCCACACCGCCUUGUUCCAAUUCGCCGCAUCACUAGCGUUGCCUGCAGUUAUCAUUCACAGUGUCGUGCACCAGGUGCAGCAUGUCCUUGACAAGCCUCGCUUCGCGAACCGGCCGACCCUGCUCCGGUAUGGACCCAGCGCCGUCGGCUUGAGCAUCGUACCUUUCCUCCCGUUGCUCGAUCCACCAUGUGCCUCUUGUUAUGCAAACAGCCUUUAUCACGCCGUGAUGACGGCUCGUUCUGCGGCGGGAGGUCGGGGCCUGCAUGUGUCUAGCCGCUUGUGCAUGCAUCGCACACGUGAUCACGUGUGUGCACAGAGAUACAGCGCGCACACGGGCCCAUACACACGUACAUUCAGGCAUACACUUAAGUACAUAAAUAUAUAUAUAUAUAUAUAUAUAUAUAUAUUACUUGCGUCUGUAUGUCCGUCCGUCCCUGCGUGCGCUCAACGCAUGCAUACUUACAGGCUGCUUGCCAACUACAACCGCGCAGCAGACACGUUUAUAGGGCGUAAAGAGAGAUAG